AUGCCCCCGUCAACAGCUGUCCCCUCCUUAUCGAACGACACUGCCUCGACGCCUGCGUCCUCGUCAAGCGCAUCCUUGGACACAAGAUGGGCAUCCGGCCUCGCAGGUCAUGAGAUCCUCGAGGAUGAUGGGACCGGGGCCCUCAUCGUCCCAGCUCACACUGAUCAUCGCACCACCCCCUAUACUUAUAUCUGUUUGUUCCAUCUCCUUGACUGUCACAUCACGUUUGACAAUGCCGAGGACUGGAGAAUUCAUGUCUUCAGCCACUUUCGCACACACGAACCUCCCAAGACAGCGCGCUGUCCCCUGUGUCCUGGGGAACGGUUUACCGAUACCGCUGAAUCGAGAGCAUGGGAUGCAAUGCUUGACCACGUCGACGUGGUCCACUAUCAGCAGGGCCAGACUCUGGCCGGCAGUCGGCCUGACUUUGAAUUGAUGCAGUACCUGUAUGGCCUGAGGAUCAUCAGCGUAGAUCAAUUCAAAGUGAUGCAACUCCCGCCGCCCCCUUCGAGCCCGGCGUACCAUCAAUCGCAGGAACCAGUUCGUGCAAGCAUCGGCUCUUCCGAUGAGCCCUACUGUGCUCCGUAUAGUCGGCGACGCGAGGAGAGAAUGCGUAGUCAGCGUCGAGGGGUUAGCGUCGCUUGA
Aspergillus tubingensis is the source of this 645-nucleotide messenger RNA. RefSeq lists its product as uncharacterized. Bases 1 to 645 code for a protein of 214 amino acids. The record is from RefSeq and is a predicted model, not a curated record. NCBI's taxonomy places the organism in Eukaryota, Fungi, Ascomycota, Eurotiomycetes, Eurotiales, Aspergillaceae. The transcript has a single exon.